AUGGCAGAUCUCCCAACACAACUACAGCCCAGUAAUCUUGAUCCCGGAACCAAGAUUUUCCGUGGCGCCGUUCAUUUACAUAUGUCCUAUCACCAAAUUUUUAUUUUCAUGGGCCGCCCAUCCUUAUUAAGACUCAUACAAAUGCACCUCUAUGGAGUACGGGCUGCCGCUUCCCAACCGUUGCUGCAGGUCUCCUCUCCCGCAGAUGAGUCCUUGUCCCGAGCAUGCGUCAGCGCAGCAUAUCGAAUGGUCGACUGUAUACGGUAUCUUGCAGAAAGCCACCGACUUGCCUGCUACUCCUACACGGAUUUCAAUAAUUGUAUAUCCGCUGCUAUCAUCAUUAUCAUCAAUGAGAUCGUCGAUAGCCAUCCUUGCUACCAUUCCGCCAUCUCUGUGAUUAUCCGAUCUAUGGAAUUUUUGGCUUCUGGAGCCCGCAACGCAAAGCAAGGUCUCAGACUAAUCCAGAAUCUUCGAGUUAUAAUGACAACUAUCAAAAGCAAAUGGCAGUCGACACCCGUCGCUGUCUCAUCAAAUGCCGACGGAUCUGGUUACGAGGAAUGGCAAACAUGCAUGGAGGAGUCAGACCAUCUUACCAGUAACCGCAGCUCUGGAUCUUACAGCACUUACAACGUGAACAGAAGUCUUCUGGACUCUAAUAAAAGCGGCGCUGCUCAUAGUGAUCUAACUCGGAGAGAUCAUUACCAGGAAGCCCCCAUGGAAAGCAGCCAGUAUCGGAAUUUUGAUGUGCAAGACAGAUCUGGCCAAUCGAGUCGAAGGACUGUGGAUUUGCCGGCACUGCCUGCCGGAGCCAUCACCUCUACUGUCAAGAUUAGCGCGACGACCGACACCUCUCAGCAACAGAUAUGGGAAAAUAACGUGGCGUACGCAUCACUUCUCAGUUGGUUUGAUGACUUCAAUAUGUUAGGACUUGGUGAUUUUCCAAGUUUGGUAUUUCCAGAAAGCGAGUGA
Messenger RNA from Penicillium lagena, 969 nucleotides. Its product is annotated as fungal specific transcription factor domain-containing protein. The transcript has a single exon. The record is from RefSeq and is a predicted model, not a curated record. Bases 1 to 969 code for a protein of 322 amino acids. Lineage: Eukaryota; Fungi; Ascomycota; Eurotiomycetes; Eurotiales; Aspergillaceae.